CACACCACUCGCCACCAAUGGAGCACACCGGAGCCAUGUCGAGGACAUCGUCGGCGCCACUGCUCGUCCUGUCGGCGGCGCUCGCCGUGCUAGCCUCCACCUGCAUCGCCGACCCUGAGCCGGUGCAGGACUUCUGCGUGGCCGUCGUCCCCCGCGCCGGCGACGCCGCGGCGGCGGCGUGCCCGGCCUACCCGGGCUUCCCGUGCAAGCCGGCGUCCACGGUCGUCUCCGACGACUUCUUCUUCGCCGGCCUCGCCGUCGCCAGCGACACGGACAACCGGUUCGGGUUCAACGUGACGGCGGCGAACGCGGAGACGUUCCCGGGGCUGAACACGCUCGGCGUCUCCAUCGGCCGCGUCGACCUUGCCCCCGGCGGCGUCAACCCGCUGCACAGCCACCCGCGCGCCACCGAGCUGAUCCACGUCGUCGCUGGGAGGGUGCUCGCCGGGUUCGUGAGCACGGCGGGGGAGUUCUACUCCAAGGUGCUCGGCGAGGGGGAGACGUUCGUCGUGCCGCGCGGGAUGAUCCACUUCCAGUACAACGUCGGCGGCGUCGCCGCCCAGGUCAUCACGGCGUUCAACAGCCAGAUGCCCGGCGUCGUGGCCGCCGGGUCGACGCUGUUCGGCUCCGACCCGGAGAUACCCGACGCCGUCCUCGCCAAGAGCUUCCAGGUGGACGCCAAGAUCAUCAAGCUCCUCAAGUCCAAGUUCUAGAAGUCUUGAUCAUCCGCCAUGGCUGAUGAAACUUCUAUUUGCCCAGCUGUCCUAGAUAACAAAGAUAUAGUACUCCUACGUGGAAUAUAUGUUUAUUCCCGUAAAUACCGUUGCUUCUCGGUUGAUAUUCUGAUACGAUAUUUGCCUGUAUAUAUUUGGCACGUGAAUAAAUAAAAGUGCAUUUGAUCAUUUCGAAUUUGAUGAA
Oryza sativa Japonica Group (Japanese rice) is the source of this 918-nucleotide messenger RNA. Its product is annotated as germin-like protein 3-8. Gene Ontology annotation, cellular component: cell wall. Gene Ontology annotation, molecular function: manganese ion binding. The record is from RefSeq and is a predicted model, not a curated record. Lineage: Eukaryota; Viridiplantae; Streptophyta; Magnoliopsida; Poales; Poaceae.